This is a messenger RNA of Octopus bimaculoides (California two-spot octopus), 409 nucleotides long. RefSeq names its product cytochrome b-c1 complex subunit 8. Gene Ontology annotation, biological process: mitochondrial electron transport, ubiquinol to cytochrome c. NCBI's taxonomy places the organism in Eukaryota, Metazoa, Mollusca, Cephalopoda, Octopoda, Octopodidae. The record is from RefSeq and is a predicted model, not a curated record. Gene Ontology annotation, cellular component: respiratory chain complex III.
UCAUCAUUAUAUUUUUAAGAUACGAAACUAAGAUAUAACCUCAGAUUUUCUCUCGUGUUAUCUCCUGUCCUGUACUUGACGAAGGUCAGAAAAGAGAAGAAGCACCAUGGGUAAAAUGUUUGGAAAUCUCCACCACAUUAGUGGUGUCAUUACCUACAGUCUAUCUCCAUUUGAACAGAAAGCAUUUGCUGGAGCUGUUUCUCAUGGAAUCCCAAAUAUGUGGAAUCGCUUCAAAGGCCAAGCCUUCCGAGUUUUGCCUCCAUUGAUUUUUUGUUACUUGGUCUAUGACUAUGGAGAGAAACUACACAGUGCUUCCUUGAGGAAGGACCCUAAGGAUUUUGAAAAUGAUGAAUAAUGAAAUAUAAACAUUGAAGUUUUACUAUUUAGAAUAAAUCCUCUUGUUAAAGUC